UUUUGAAUCCGGAGAGCAUCUCUUUCCCGGUGAAUACACAAAAACUGCGCGAAUCAACGAAAAAUAAAGAACAAAAGCGAGGGCCUCUACCCUUUUCAACUCUUCCCGCCCCGAGUCCCACUGUCCCAGAAUCCCCUCCUCUCCUCCAUCGGAACCCCUAAUUUCCAACCCUUCCCCGACCAACCCCAGUCGCUCACCCAAUCCUCUUUUUCCUUCGGUUCUGUGCAAACUAGUUUUUGAAUUCAAAUUCACAGAGGCUGAAACCACAUAGUUUGUUUGAUGCUGAAAUGGAAAGGAACUCGGCAGCAUGUGUGAUGCAAUGGAGCAUCGAGCUAGAGAAAGCCCUGCGCUCCAAGAAACCAGGUCUCUCACUUGAAGCCAUUUCGGAAGUCGGUGCAAGGCUCCAACAGUUAAGCAGGGAGCCAGAUGCUUCUCCUGCUGUCCACCACCUGUUCGACCUAAUUCCUGGUGAGGAAAAGCUCUUCUCCAACGCCAUCAUUCUUCGCCUUGCCAAUGCCUUCCAUUGUGGAGACAAGAAUAUAAGACUCUCCAUUGUCAGGGCCUUUCUGUUUGAGUACCGGAAGAGGAACAAGCGGAAGGAGUAUGAUGGAGUUUUGUCCAAAACUCGGGUUCAUGUGAAGGCAGAACUGCUGAGGAUAGUUAAGCUUGUGUUUGACAGUGGGGAUGUUGAGGAUAGGGCAUUGGCUUUGGGUCUGUUUGGUUGUUGGGCACAUUUUGCUAGAGAGAGUUCAAGCAUACGCUACUUGGUGCUUUCUAGUUUGGUUUCUUCUCACGUUAUGGAGGUAAAAGCAUCGCUGUUUGCAGCAGGAUGUUUUGCCGAGUUAUCAGAGGACUUUGCAUGUGUUGUCUUGGAGAUGCUGCCUCAUAUGAUGACUUCACCAGAAACGUCACCUGCUAUAAGGUUGGCUGGAGCACGAGUAUUUGCCAAACUUCGGUGCUCACAUCCCCUUGUGAAUAAUGCUUACAAGACAUGCCUAAAGCUUCUGAUUGAGUCCGCAGAUGAGGGUUGCCAGGUUGCAAUGCUUGUUUCUCUCACCAAACUGUCUUCCAGGUCAACCAUUCUUAUAUCUCAGCAGAUGGAUUUGCUUCUCUUGUUUCUUAGCCAAGAAAAACCUCUUCAGAUGCGUGCAAUGGCAGUAAGAAGCCUGCAUUAUAUAUACAGUCAAGGAAUGUGUCAUUUUCCUGUAAAUGCAUAUCUUGUGAGAGCAUUACUUAACAUACUAGAUGAACCUCAAGUUCCGUCACUCAUGCUGUGUGAUGCACUGCAGACAUUACGCAAGAUUAUUUCAUGUAAGCUAGCAGGUCUACCCCUUGAUGUAUUUGAAUCUUCUAAGCUGUUAAGCGUUGCUGAGAAUGCAACUUCAUCUCCAAUCACGUCUGAGGGCCUGUUAGCUAUUUCUGUUUUGGUAGAUGUGCCAACGAAACUAAAAGGAAGUACAGAGAUGGGGUCUCUUGCACCUUGUUCCUCUCUUCUGCCAUCUCGUGUGAUCUCACUUAUCAUUGAUCGAAUCACCUUGAUGGUUAAGCCAGUUUUGGAUCUUUGUUGGACUGAGUCUCCAGUGUUUCAACAAAUUAAUUGCCUGCUCAAUCUUCUUUUCCGUCUAAUUCGAGAAUAUCCGGAUCUGCAUGUCUUAGUGCUGGAUCAAAUAUAUGUUUUGGUCAAGUCUCUCUCAUAUAUGCAUGACAAUCUAGUCAUUACAACAGAAGCAGAUGCAUCUAUUCGUGAUAAUGUAGACUUGAAAGGAGAAAAAAGCAGAACUAUCAGAUCAAAGCUUUUAUUUAUUGUCUACAGAUUUUUGGUGGCCUUUCUUGAAAAUCUCAGUGAAGCUGGUGCCAUCUCCACCGAAGUAUUUGACAAAGUGAAGCUUCUGGUCGAACUUGUAAGUCAGAGCAACUUGUUUGAAUGUUAUACAUACACUCUCUACUCUUUGUUGUUACAUUGUCGAAUCAUUUGGGUUAACUUGGCGCAUGGGAGUGAGGGAAGUUGCAAUCUUGAUAAGAACUCGGGCGUAUCUCACUUAAUGGAGCAUGAAUUUUGUACAAUUGAAUGUGCGAAGAGGAUGCUGACAGAGAACAACAAGUGGCCUGCUUACAGAGUCGGGAUUUAUGCAGCAUGUCAGGGAGCCUGGCUCACUGCCACUUUUACAUUCAAGCAAUUAGUACCAAAGGUUCAUUCUAUUUCCUGCUGCUGCUGGAUGAGAUCAUUAGUUCAAUUUUCUGAUUCUGAGAGGAGACUCAAGUCUCUGCUGUUGACAAAACAAGGUUUAGAGACGAAUAAAUUUGAUCUUAUACUUUCUAGUAAUGAUUUAGGUGAAAUCAGCCAAGAUUCAGCUAGUAAUAUCAGGGAGCAUAUUAACAGUAGGGAGCUCACAGCAGUUUACGAUGGUCUUUGUUCUUCUUUGGCAACAUUAAAUGGUGAUUUCAAAUUGGGCCAAACUUUUUAUUUCCAAAGGUCGUUUUUGUCUUUAAGAGCAAAGGUGCUAGGAGCUGUGGUGGAUAUAGUUAAAGUUCUUGAAAACAUUCAAUUUGACCAGCAUAGCAUUACCAAUAAUGAACAGGUUGGAUACCUCGUAUCCUUGAAGAAGUGUAUUCAAAUAUCUGUGCAGUUGAAGAGGCUAUCACAAGAAUUUGAUCUAGUAACAAAAUCUUUCAUUGACAUGGACAGAAAAAGUUCAGGAAUCAUUUCGGAACUCGCACUAUCUUGUUCACUGUUGGCCUUUUGUACUGGUUUUUCUCUUUACAUUCCAAGCCUAAUCGAAUCUGUUUCUAUUUUCAGUCUGGGAACAACAGAGAACAACUUAGACUCAAUGUUGAUACGAAAUCUAAUUGGGCGUUUGGGGGCCAGUAACCAUGAAAUCAGUGCAACUCUUUGUCUGCUUUUGAAUCCGGGUGGCAAGCCCAUUGAUUGUUUUCACUUGCAGUCCAGAAUCCAAGCAUCUAAGGUUGGUUCUGUAGCGAAAGAUAUUCACAGUGUUUGUAGUUCUGUGGUUUUGGGGAUUUUUGGCUUGAAAAGUAAGGCAAACGGAGUGCACAAUGUGGAAGGUCUCUCCCAAGCAACCAAGGAUGGCUUACAACUUCUGUAUAGCAUCCUAAUGAAAUGGAUGCAAAUCCCCUUCCGGACUCCCAAGUACUUCUUUAAAUUUAGGCCUUGCCUGGGGUCAGAACUCUUCGCUGUCAGUGAAACGAGAAACCCAGAUGCAAUAUAUGUAUCCUCAGGCUUCAACUUAUCAUUAAAUUUGUGCCUUCAGUUAAGAAAUGUGCCACCAGACAUCCGAGUCCAGUUGAAAAAUUUGUACUGCAUAGUCUACAGUGGAGCAUCCUUUCAGGAGCCAAGAGAAGGUGGAGAAAACAAGGAGCAAAAACAGGCUUGGGAAGCUGAUGACAUUGUAGAAAUGAACGAGAAGCUGUUACAGUAUGUAACAGAGUGCAGUACAAAAAAGAGUAAUAAGCGUCGAAGGGGUAAAAAUGAUGGCGAGUGUGUGAGUUCGUUCGCACGUUUUGAACUGAACGAAAGAGGGCAAGGGUUUUCAAGUUGCUUGCUUGAUGUUUCUGCUUUUCCAGUGGGUACUUAUAGGGUUAAAUGGUAUAGCUGCUGUAUUGAUAGUCAGGGUAAUUGUUGGAAUUUACCCUCUUUGAAUGCUGGUCCUGUAUUCACUGUACAGAAGUCAUAGAUUGAGUUUUUAAUAAAUUAAAGCUAACCAUGUAAAUAAUGUUGUUCCCGUUCACCCUGCAGCCAAAGGUCUGUGUUCGAUUCACACUUUUGUAAAAUCAGUUGUAUAAGAGGAAGACGUUAAUUAUAACAAUGGUCUCUGAAUUAUAACUCGAUUUCAAUUUUGUUCAUUGAA
Molecule: messenger RNA, 3866 nt
Organism: Pyrus x bretschneideri (Chinese white pear)
Lineage: Eukaryota; Viridiplantae; Streptophyta; Magnoliopsida; Rosales; Rosaceae
Exons: 6
Coding region: 288-3692 (1134 amino acids)
Biological process (GO): snRNA 3'-end processing
Cellular component (GO): integrator complex
Source: RefSeq, a predicted model, not a curated record